This is a messenger RNA of Strongylocentrotus purpuratus (purple sea urchin), 3252 nucleotides long. RefSeq names its product WD repeat-containing protein 93. Bases 182 to 2413 code for a protein of 743 amino acids. Gene Ontology annotation, molecular function: protein binding. Gene Ontology annotation, biological process: electron transport chain. NCBI's taxonomy places the organism in Eukaryota, Metazoa, Echinodermata, Echinoidea, Camarodonta, Strongylocentrotidae. The transcript is spliced from 13 exons. The record is from RefSeq and is a predicted model, not a curated record.
UCAGAGGUACAAUGUUGCCUAGGUGAGCUCAAACAAUUUGCUGCGGAGUGAGAUUUUUGCUUCAAGUUUCUAGCUAAAUCUUCGUUUCUGUUGAGUUUCACCGUAGGAAGGAAACUGUGUCAUCUUUAUGAGUGACAAGGCUACUUAAAAAUUUAGCUGAGUAACCAAAAAUCAGUCUAAAAUGCCGGUUUACGUUCGGAAAAACUUGAUGUCCAUUACGCCGGACACACUGAGCAAUCUGUCCAGCGAUGAAGAUGACUACGCCAACGAUCCGGACCAAAUGUUCGACAAGUUACCGCAGCCUUACAGAUUGGUAGACAAGAUUGUAAAUCGAAUUUUUGAUGUAGCUUGGGAGCAAAUUAGUGCAAGGGAGGCUGCUGCCGAAGAACUACGAUCUCGAGAACCUGUCCCUGAAUAUGAACACACUGCAAUUGCUCAGGAGAAUGAAGAUAUCUUGUGCAUGGCUGGGAGUCCAGAUGGGAGCGCUGUGUUUCUUGGACUCAACAAGGGCCUGCUGGCACUCCAUGCUACACUACACAAUCCCAUUGCAUCAUGGGAAGAAGAGGGUGCUGCACUCACCACCUUGGAGAGCACACAGAUCGGGGUUCAGAUGUGCUUGGUUGCUUCUCUCGACACCAAUGGUGUUUGCAGGCUAUUCUGUUUCAGUGGAUCAGCACUUUUGUUAUUGAAGAACUUUGAUUCUGAAGUACCUUCCAGUGCCCAGGUUGUUGCUAUGCACCUUUCCAGGGAUGGUGAUUACAUUGCUCUUACAAUAGAAAAGGGCGAUAAAGACGAUGCAACCGAAUCCUGGAUAGACGUCUUCAAGCUUCCCAGAGACAACUGGGUGAGGGAUGUCGAGGCUGCCAUAGCCAAGCAGCAACAGCAGCAGCAGCAGGAGCAGCCAAGUCACGUUAAGAGUAUAGAAGAUCUGUCUAAUGCACAGGAGGGUGCCGGGGAGGGGUCAGCGAGCGAUACCAUUGAGUACAGCCAUCCUAUGGAAGGGCUCUCAAUGCCGUUGAGUCGACCCAAGUCUGUAACCUCACAGGGCACAGCCCGUACCAUGAGCCCCACCGCAGCAGUGACGGUGCCCCCGGCCGGUGCGUCGACCGCGGCGCCAGACUGGAACCCAGCAAACCUUUCCAAACCAACCACUGUGCUGAGAGUGAAACCCCUACCAGACCAACUAUCAGCUGCCAGCAGCAGCAGCGUGCCGCACCCAAGCCAACCCACCCCAGCCUCGGAGGAAUGGUGUUCCACCGUCGGUCAGGGCAGCAGGCACCUCAUACAAUCAGAGCACCUCAACACCAGAAGACUGGCUGCUGAUCAAGUCCUUGGGCCAUACACAGACCCAAAGUACCACAAUGCAGAAAAGAUACCAUGCAGGGCAACAUGUCUGUUUGUGAAACCCGGGUUGAUGCUAGCCUCUGCCAAUGCAGCUCCAAUAAACCAGGACCAGGCACACAUCUUUGUGGCUAGUUGGUCUAACUCUACAAAUAUCUGCCUUUACAACCUGCUGAAGACUGCAAAAGACUUGGAGCACAAGCCGGAUCAAGUAUGGCCCAAUGCUGGCAAGAUUACAUUGAUGACUACCACACCAUGUACUUCACUCAUUGCUCUAGGGCUGGAGGAUGGGUCCAUAGCCCUAUGGGACAAACAUCUCAGUAUUCCUAUCAUGGCUCAAAAGGUCUUUACACGUCCCAUCUGUCACCUUCACAUACUGCCCCCUCCCCCGACCAAACCCGUCACCUCCCCGAGCGACAGGCUGGAUGCCCUCAGAGCCAAGCCAGAGAUUGCUGUCCUGGUCGGCGAUAGCAAUGGUGACCUAGCAACCAUAUCCUGUUGCUAUGGUGAUAAGCCCACGGUAAAGCAGGUGUAUCGUGGGACGUGGAGGGACAGGAGAGAUGGGGCGUGCCACGUGGCCCCUGUCGUUACGUUGCGAGACACGGCAUUGUUGGUGACAAAGUUUGGGGACAUAUACCUGUGCAAUGUCUUUACUGGCAAGAAGCUCUGUCUGGUGAAGCUACCAGAAUCUACCAUCCUCAAAUGUGACAACCAGAAGCCGGUCAUCUCCUUAGCUGCUGCUGGUCAAAUGCUCUUCGUGAGAGGAGAGAAAACGCGAGAAGAGGAUGAUAUCCCAGAAGAAGCAGAAGCUGACGCUGAAAACGGUGUGACCUUUGACCCCAAGCCUACUGUCUAUGCGUACGGAAUGCACUCCUUUGCUUGCCUGACUAACCUCUGGAGAACGCUGGAGGACGUGGACACCAAGGCUCCGACACUCCUGCACACCACGCAGGCCAAGGGCAGAUUUGAUGUGCUCUUCUCAAACAGGUUGAAUGAACAGCAGAGUCGUCAGGCACGGAUGCAGGGAAGAUGGAGUGCCCUCAAGCAGAAAGCAGCAAAUAGGACUAGGUAGAAUCGGCAUGAACAGUCUUCCGAUCUACAGGGGAUAUAUAGACUGUUGCCCAGAAAAAACUUGAUGGACAGAAGAAAAAAAGGAUAUAUUCGAUUGAGUGGGGGGGGGGGGGGGUGGGGAUUUGAUAAAUUAGUGCUGAAUGGUACACCUUCUCUUGAAAAGAAGUCAUUUUUAUUCACUCUCAAAACUUUAUUCGAGUCAUUUAUAUUAGGAAUAUAGAUUCAUUUUUCCUCACUGGCGGGUCUCUCAUGAGAGAAAAUGUAUAUCUUAUUUAUUUAUUUGAAUGAAAAGUUCAAAUUUAUCUCACUUGACAAUGAGAAUCAUUAUCAGGCUGUAUGUUGGUGAAUUGGCAAAUUCAGUCAAGCCAUGCAGGCUCACUGGGAACAAGAGAGUAAAAUAAGAAGAUUUAAAUUUCCCUUCUGAUAUUUGGAAGAAUAACAUACAUAAUAAAUGUAGGAAAAUAAUCCACUGUUACUCUGAAGGAAAUUUAUACUCUGGACAACCAAACAUGUACCAAGGAAGCUGAUUCCAUAGUGUGUGCCUAUUUCUUGGAUGGAACAGGAAAUAAUUAAAGAAAAAGAAAUGAACUUCCAGGCAUGCAAUAGUAAGUGUGUAGCACUUUAUCUAAAUGGAUCAAUAGUCAUGCAUAUCAUUCGAGAUUUGAUCUGAUCUGGUGAAUAUAGAAUUGCACUAUGUUAUUUUUUGAUUGUAUAUACACUAUAGCAUUUCUGUAUAUGAUGUAAAUGUUGAUGUAAAUAAAAUUUGAAGUUGUUAUAUAAUGACAAAAAGUUCUAUAUAUGUGUACAAAAGUAUGAAAUAAAAGAAUUUGACACAAUAAA